Postia placenta MAD-698-R-SB12 is the source of this 1428-nucleotide messenger RNA. RefSeq lists its product as hypothetical. The record is from RefSeq and is a predicted model, not a curated record. Lineage: Eukaryota; Fungi; Basidiomycota; Agaricomycetes; Polyporales; Adustoporiaceae. The transcript is spliced from 8 exons. Gene Ontology annotation, molecular function: FAD binding. Bases 1 to 1428 code for a protein of 475 amino acids. Gene Ontology annotation, biological process: secondary metabolite biosynthetic process.
AUGAACAGCAGCGCGAAAUUCAGAGUUGCUAUAAUUGGCGGAGGCAUAGGUGGAUUGACUUUCGCUGUCUCGCUCAAUAAGAACAGCAAGAACGUCGUUGUCGACCUGUACGAAUCGGCCGCCGCUUUUACAGAGGUCGGAGCUGGCAUCGGAGUAUGGCCCCGUGUUUGGGAGAUUUAUCAAGAGCUCGGCUUACGAGACGAUCUGUUGGCUAUAGCCUCAGAUAGUGAACAGACUAGAAGUGUUCCCACAGCCCGUGUACUUGAAUACCGCAAAGCAGAUCAAACCGAGGGAAUAGAUUUCCAUGGAAAUACACAAAGAAUUCGUUUUACCUCGUUUCACAGGGCAGAGUUCCAGGCUGCCCUCGUCCGGCAUUUACCGCAAAGCUAUAAUAUCUAUUUUUCCAAGAGACUCAAGUCUUACACGGAGACGCCAUCCGGAGAAAUGGUCCUCGAGUUCCUCGACGGCUCGACGGCUGCCUGCGACAUCCUAGUAGGAUGCGAUGGCAUCAAAUCCGCUGUCCGUUCUGUUCUCUACCACUCUCUGGUCAAGGAAGCCGAGUUAGCAGGUGACAUUGCCCAAGCUGCUUGCUUCCGCAGGGAGGCUAUACCGCAAUGGAGUGGCUAUAUUGCCUAUCGUGCUCUUUUCCCAAGGGACCGUCUGGAAGCAGCCUGUCCAGGACAUCCGGCAUUGACGAGGAGCUUGCUGGUAUGUUAUAUUUCUUUACACGCCGGCCGCACUGACAAGCCCCUCUCACAGUGUUUCGGAAAGAACAAGCAUAUAGUCAUUUAUCCUGUGUCUCAGGAACACUUCAUCAAUAUCGUCGCAUUUGUGGCGGACUUCAAGUCGCAAGGUGCUAUCUAUCCUGAGCCAUGGGUUCGUGAAUCGGGGAAGGAGGAGCUGGCUGCCCUAUUUUCUAAUUGGGAACCCGACGUUCAGAUAUUGUUCAACUGCCUAGACAAGGUAUCUGCUUGGGUGAUCAAUACGCUCCCGUCGCUGCAUACGUAUGCUGGAUCACGAGUGGCGCUUGUCGGUGACGCCGCACAUGCUAUGGAGCCUCACCAAGGGUCUGGAGCCGGCCAAGCCGCAGAGGAUGCUUUCAUCCUAGCCACUAUUCUUGGGCACCCUUCCGUCACAAAGGAAACGCUUGCCAACGCUUUGCUUAUCUAUGACGAAAUUCGUCGGCCAUUCUCGCAGCAGAUCGUCGAAAAGUCACGACUCACUGGUAUACACUAUGACCUGCACUGCCCUGGAAUUGAGAAUGUGACGGAAGGAGCAAGUGCACAAGGCGCCAUAUCCACCAGGCAACUCGAAGCAAUUGGAAAGAAGCUUGAUGAUCUUAUAACUUGGGCGGGAACCUCGUCGAUCAUGGAUGAUCGAGACAGGGCUCUGGAGUUACUGGAGGCGGGACUGAAAGCCCAGGUUUGA